Fusarium pseudograminearum CS3096 is the source of this 2880-nucleotide messenger RNA. RefSeq lists its product as uncharacterized. Bases 1 to 2880 code for a protein of 959 amino acids. Gene Ontology annotation, molecular function: protein binding. NCBI's taxonomy places the organism in Eukaryota, Fungi, Ascomycota, Sordariomycetes, Hypocreales, Nectriaceae. The record is from RefSeq and is a predicted model, not a curated record. The transcript has 2 exons.
AUGGAGCCUCUACGACAUGCGAAUACUAUGCCGACUCAAGGUUUGACUCAUCAGAGAUCAGUUGCUAGAAAGCCAGUGGGAAAGCCGUCUGUAGCGCCAUUGUCUUCACCGCAGGCUUUCUCACUUGCAUAUAGGCCUGCCCCUCAGCAUCCAUCGGGUGGCUUUCCUCCUCACAAUCAGCAACAACAGAUCCAGCCGCAGAUCCAGAAACAACGUCCUCAAUCUUAUCAUCCUGGACAGACUUAUCCUGGAUACCCUCAACAAAGUCCACACCAGAUACACAAUGUCCAGCCAGUCAUUCAGCCCGUGCAGUCCUUCCCGCAACAGCAAGUGCAGCCUGCUCAGUACCUUCCGCAACAGCAACAGCAACAACACCAAGGCCAAGGCCAAUACUCUCACCAACCUCACCCUCAACCGCUUCAACAUCAACAACCACAUCAAUCGUCGCAACAGUCACAAAUUCAGCAGCAGUCUCCAGCACUGCAACAAGUCCAGGCGCAACCUCAGCAACCCCCGCAACAGCAUGCACUGCCGCAAAACCAAGUCCAGGCGCAGCUUUCACAGCAACAACUACAUCAACAAUCGCCGAUACUACAGCAGCAUACCCAUCAAUCGCCACCUCAACAACAAACCCCCAGUCAAUAUCCUCAGCAACAGCCAUUUAGUCCGAUAGCGUCAACCCCCAACAUCGCUAAUCAGACAGUCCCGUCACCACUGGCAAACGCUCCUCAAACGCCACAGCCUCAACCUCAACCUCAACCACAGCCCCAGACAACAUCGGCGAGCCCAAGUCCUCAAGUGCAUCUUAACGACCCCAGUCAUGCCAACAUCGGCUCAUUUGUCGCUGAUCAUGGGAGACCUGCGAGCAUUAGUAGCAGCCCCAGCAUUGCAACACCUGCCACUACCAUCGCAAGCGUCGCUUCACCAAGUCCAAUAGGCACUCCAGCAUGGGAUCCUGCUUCUCCUCCGCCAAUUCAACAAACUUCGACAGUAGAGAUCAGGCGAACCUCUACCGGUCAACCCAAACUGUGUAAUCACUGUCGCAAAGGGAUCCCUCUCAAUGUAUCGGUAUAUACUUGCCUCAUCUGUAGCACCGCCAACAUCGCGACAAACUUUUGUGUUUGGUGCUUCACCUCCAACGCUGUCAACACUUCCCACAGCCACGACAAGUCUUACUAUGCGACCGAAUCCGAUCCCCGUGUACAGUCGUCGGUACAGGAUGCAACAACUCACAUGUGGACGAUCCGAAAGAAUGUUUCCGGGCGGCUUUGGUACACGCAUAACACGACUGGCCUCAAGACCCAUCUUAAACCUACGACGGCGGCUCUGUCCGGAUUCUCAGGCUUACCACCUGGCUGGGAUGAGCGCAGGACACCCGAUGGACGAACAUUCUACUUUAACAAAAAAAUGGGAACCAGCGCGUGGACUAAGCCAGCUAAUUCUCUUCCCGAGGGCUGGAAGGAGUUGAGGACGCCAGAUGCGGUACCAUUCUACAUCAAUGAACAGUUGGGAUUGUCCACUUGGGACCGACCAGGACAACAGCCAAAGCAGGGCAAUAAAGUCGUGAUUAGGAGAAGACCUGGACCAGGUCAGCCAAUGAAUUCGCAAAACGUUGGAGACAACCUCCUUUCCGCUACGAUCAACGCCGCCAGGCUGACUGGUCAAGGCGUCGAGUCGGCCAGUAGACAGGUCGGUAAGCUGGGCAAAAGGAAGAAUUGGAGGAAGCUGGGAAGAAUACUCAACCAAGUAAACGGUAUGACGGGUGACAAUUCCGGAAGCGAUGGCGAAUACAACGACUACAACGACAACAACGACAACGACAAUAGCGGAUUCGGGUUUGGGGACGAUUCGGGCGGCUUCCAAGACCAACAACAAGGGCAAUUCCAGCAGAACUUCGAUUCAUCUUUCUUGGACCAGUCGCAGCAGUCAUUCGACUUGGGUGAUAGCCAACAGCAGGCAAUGUUCCAACAGCCAGCGUACGAACAACAGACGACUUUUGAGUAUUCCGUUCAAUCUGAUCAGCCAGGGUAUGAUAUGUCCACAUUCGAACAGCAGCCUGGGCAAUUCAGUAUCACGACAGAGGUUUCUUACACCACAGCCGAGCCUCAACCCACGUUUGAGCAACAGAGCUUCGAGCCUCAGCAGGAUCAAUUUGCUCAACAAACCUACGAACAACAAGCUAGUUUUGAGAUUCAGCAACAAACCACGUUCGAUCCGAUGCCAACCCAAGAUCCUACCGCCAUGGAUCCCUGCCAGCAGGCUCAACCAUUCGAGUCUGUUCCACCUUUACAGCAGAACGACUGUCCGCCGCCAACGAUACCACAAGAGACUUAUGUGCAGCCCACACCUCAACCAAUGUAUCAACCUGAACUGCAGCAGACAUACUCUAAUCAGCAAUACGCCUACGAUCCGACGCAGACACCCCAAAUGACCCAACAGCAGGUGACUGUCACUUAUCAAGUACCAACCUACGCCACCGAACCAGCACAACCCUUCAUCCUCCAGUCUCAAACAGAGGAACCAGUCUACCCGAUCUACAUCCCGAAUAACCAACCAGAAAUUAUCACCAGUGAUGCACACCUCGUUGAAGUGCCCGGUACUGAUGACACAACUCUCAUUCUAAACAGUGGAUACGGCGGCAAUGACAUCCUCGCCGGCACAAGUCUGGCCGCAGAACAAAAUAUUCUGGCAACCCAAGUACCGCAAGACCCCAUGGCCAAUGUUACUCUGCAGCAGUCGCAGUCGCCCGUAGUAGAAACGACUUAUACGCCGGCGCCGGUGGUUCAACCUACCGCUGGAAAGACGGAAACAGUCGUGUCGGUUGAUGCUGUGCCAGUGGACAACUUCAACACGGCCGAGAGGUGCAAUCAGUUAAUUUGA